AUGAAUCAGAAUAAUUUUAAUGAUCCAUUACUUCAGUCUCCAUCCCAAAAUCCCGUCAUAAACAUUAAUGAUAUUUUAAAUUAUGUAAAUAACUUGCAAGAUCUAGGUUUUAAAAACCAAGAUCAUGAAUUAAUUCUCAAUCCUCCGUACAAACUCACACUUAGUCUUGACUCACUACUUUUACCAGCUCGUAGAAAUCGUAAAAAUAAAAUUAAUAAGAUUCCUCGACCACAAAAUGCUUGGGUCUUAUUUAGAAAAGAUUAUGAAGCAAAUAAACGAAUUCAAUUUCCGGAUCAAUUAUUUAAAAUGAAGACAGUCUCUAUAAAUGCUGGUGAUGAAUGGAAAAUUCAAUCACCCCAAGUCAAGAGAUAUUUUGAAAUUCUUUCUAAAUUGGCUCUCGCAAAGCAUAAAAUUAUGUUUCCAGAUUAUAAAUAUACUCCCAAAAGAAGAUCGAGCAGUAAUAAUGAUUGGGUUUUUCAUAAAACUUUUGUUCCAAGCAAAGACAAUCAAACCAACAAAAUUAAUAAAGGUGAUGAUUCAUACGAGUUUUCCACGAGUACUACUUCACAAAAUACUUUUAUUGAAUUCAAUAAUGAAUUUUCUGAAACUUCUUCGAUGUAUUCUAUGAAUUCUUUAAAUUAUUUGGAAUCCGUGGCACCUACUUCGUUAAUUGACAGUGACACUAAAUAUAUAGAAUAUAUGUAUACAGCUGAUUCCGAUGCUGCAACAGAAUAUUUCCCAAAUUAUCAACUUAUUUAA
Diversispora eburnea is the source of this 759-nucleotide messenger RNA. NCBI's taxonomy places the organism in Eukaryota, Fungi, Glomeromycota, Glomeromycetes, Diversisporales, Diversisporaceae. The record is from the annotation of a GenBank genome assembly.